CAGCCUGUAGGAUAAUGGGAGAUACAUGGGAAACUGGACAAGUCCAGAAACUCCAAACACCCCAUGUGAAUUUUUCUUGAUCACAUACUACUCCUUCACCAACAUCCAGAUAUAUGUUUCCUUUCUUCUAUUUUCUUCUACUCAUGUAUGUACCGAGCCCAUCCACCCACAAUUCUAGCACUUGGUGAAUCACUUCUUCCCCAGGUUUUGUCCUCACAGAAUUGGAUCUCCUUUCUUUCUUUCUUUCUUUCUCUUCUCCUUUGUCUGCCUCUUCUUGUUCAGACACUGGGGACAACUAGAUUUCCACAAGUUUCAUCUUUGAUCUUCGAGUAUGACUUACUAGUUUGCUAACUCAGUUUAGCUGCGUCAUCUCUGCAAUCUUCUCCUGCGCCUUCUGAAGUUCUUCGAGGCAUUGCAAACACAUAAUCUUGCUAUAAGCUUCGACCCUUUCAUCAUUCCCAGCAUGUGGGAAUCUGAAGGCGAGGCCCGAGGUGGUGGAAGAGAGCAUGGCAUCGGCUGCCUUGAUCCUGACAGGCAUGAUGGAGUCGAGUCCGAUGGCUUCGAGUGCAGGAAUGAGUCUCGUAGGUAUGCUUCCAGCGAUAUUCCUAGUGAUUUGCUAGUUAAAGUGAGAGGUGCCAGCUUCCAUCUGCACAAGUAUCCUCUACUCUCAAGGAGUGGAAGGAUGAACCGAAUUAUAUGCGAAUCAUCGCGGGACUCGGAACUGAUUGAGGUAGAAUUGAAUGAUAUCCCUGGUGGCCCGGAGUCAUUUGAACUAGCGGCGAAGUUCUGCUAUGGCUUUGCAGUCGACCUGACUGCCUCCAACAUCUCCGGCCUGCGAAGUGCUGCGGAGUAUUUGGAGAUGACAGAGGAUUUGGAAGAGGGAAACUUGAUUUUCAAAACAGAAGCCUUCCUCAGCUAUGUAGUCCUGUCCUCAUGGCGGGACUCAAUCGUCGUGCUGAAGAGCUGCGAGAGCCUCUCUCCAUGGGCAGAGAACAUCCAGAUUGUGCGUCGGUGCAGCGAGUCCAUCGCUUGGAAGGCCUGCGCAAACCCGAGGGGCAUUCGGUGGGCGUAUACCGGGAGGCCAACCAGGACUUGCAGUCCCAAAUGGAACAGUGGUGACUCCAAAGACUCAAGCCCCGGCAAGAACCAGCCAGUCCCGCCGGACUGGUGGUUCGAAGAUGUGUCGAUACUCAGAAUCGAUCACUUCGUGCGAGUUGUUACUGCCAUCAAGGUGAAGGGUAUGAGGUUCGAUUUGAUCGGCGCUGCAAUCAUGCACUAUGCUUCUAAAUGGCUCCCAGGACUAGCAAAAGAAGGGGCUCGAGGGAGCGACGACGCAUGGAACCAGGGAGGACUGCACUUGACCGUCGCAGGGUCGGCUAACAAGGAGGACUUAUCGAGCUCGCAGAUUCGAGAGCAACGAAUGGUUAUCGAGAGCCUCAUAAGCAUAAUUCCACCUCAAAAGGACUCUGUUUCAUGCUGUUUUCUCCUUCGAAUGCUGAGGUUGGCGAACAUCCUGAAGGUGGCACCGGCGCUGGGCACAGAAUUAGAGAAAAGAGUUGGAAUGCAGCUCGAGCAGGCCACUCUGCAAGACCUUUUGAUACCUUCCUACAACAGGGGUGAGACAUCGUAUGAUGUUGAUCUGGUUCAUAGGCUCCUCGAGCAUUUCUUGGUCCAAGAGCAAACAGAGGCUUCGAGCCCCGGAAGGGAGCCAUAUCCUGAGAAAUGUGGAUAUGAUGCGAACUCGAGGCCGAGUGUCCCCAUUGCAAAGCUAAGAGUUGCAAAGCUAUUGGAUAGUUAUCUUACUGAGGUUUCGAGGGACCGGAAUCUGUCACUCACCAAAUUUCAAGUCUUGGCAGAGGCCUUGCCGGACUCAGCAAGGACUUGUGACGAUGGAUUGUACAGAGCGGUGGAUUCUUAUCUCAAGGCACAUCCAACGCUCACCGAGCAUGAACGGAAGCGGCUCUGCCGAGUGAUGGAUUGCCAGAAGCUUUCAAUUGAUGCCUGUACGCAUGCUGCACAGAACGAACGCCUUCCACUUCGGGUUGUAGUCCAAGUCCUGUUCUCUGAGCAACUGAAAAUAAGCAAUGCAAUCGCAAACGCAUCACUGAAGGAAGCAGGGGAGUCCCACCUCCAGCCCAUGAUGUGCACCAGAAGGCAGCUCCUCGAGGGGACCCCUCAAUCCUUCCAAGAAGGAUGGGCAACAGCAAAGAAGGACAUCAACACACUGAAGUUUGAGAUGGAGAGCAUGAAGGCUAAGUACCUCGAGCUCCAAAGUGAUAUGGAUAACUUGCAGAGGCAGUUUGAGAAGAUGGCAUCAACCAAGUCCAGCAAGCAGUCGUUAUCAGCUUGGAGCGCUGGGUGGAAGAAGCUAAGCAAGCUAACCAAGAUCACAAGCGCUGUAGCUCAUGACAAAGGAGCUCAGAUUCCAGAAACGGGGGUGGCAGAGACGACAAGGAAGGGCCCGAGGAGGUGGAGGAAUUCAAUCUCUUGAAGAAACGUAGCGAUGAAAGAGAACAGAUUAGAGUAUCCUUUUUCUUCCCUCCGUUCUUUAUUUGUGCUGGAAGAGCGAUAAGGUGCUUGUAAGAAGAAAUAGCUGCACUUUAAGAAGUAGGCCUGUCAAUAAAGCUUGCCAUUUGAGUUUGGUUGAUGUAUCA
Phoenix dactylifera (date palm) is the source of this 2654-nucleotide messenger RNA. Lineage: Eukaryota; Viridiplantae; Streptophyta; Magnoliopsida; Arecales; Arecaceae. The record is from RefSeq and is a predicted model, not a curated record.